Messenger RNA from Uloborus diversus, 7532 nucleotides. RefSeq names its product fatty acid synthase-like. Gene Ontology annotation, biological process: fatty acid biosynthetic process. The transcript has 28 exons. Bases 1 to 7452 code for a protein of 2483 amino acids. The record is from RefSeq and is a predicted model, not a curated record. Gene Ontology annotation, molecular function: phosphopantetheine binding; fatty acid synthase activity; 3-oxoacyl-[acyl-carrier-protein] synthase activity. NCBI's taxonomy places the organism in Eukaryota, Metazoa, Arthropoda, Arachnida, Araneae, Uloboridae.
AUGAAUCCCGAAGCUGACCAUCAUGAAUAUUGUUCUGGGGGUUUCUCCCCAGACGAUAUUGUCAUCAGCGGAGUUGCUGGUCGAUUUCCAACUGUCGACAACGUUGGACAGCUAAAAGAAGCAUUGUUUGAGAAAAAGAACCUCGUCAUACCAACUGAUGAACGUUUCGAGAAAGGUGCUCACGACGUUCCUUUCAGUUCCUCUGGUAUCAUAAACGACAUAGAUAGAUUCGACAAUGAGUUCUUCGGCAUUCCUUCAGCAUGUUCACAUCUCAUGGAUCCAUCCCAAAGGAAAACGCUAGAAGUAUGCUACGAAGCCAUUCUAGAUUCAGGAUACGAUCCUCAUGACCUGAAAGGCUCGAAUAUAGGUGUUUAUCACGCACUUGCUAAUCAAGAUGGAAGAGAUAUGUUAAUAUAUCAAGGAUGUGGUGAUCUCGAACUGAAAAAUUUUGCUGUAGGUUGUUUACGCACAAUGAAUGCGAAUCGAUUCUCUUUCAUCGGGGAUUUUCACGGGCCAAGUUUUACCUUGGAUACAGCUUGUUCAUCAUCUGCUGUUGCUUUGUGGUCUGCAUUUCAUGACAUUAAAAAUGGAAUAGUAGAUGCAGCUGUAGUUAGUGGAGUUCAGCUAUGCUUAUCACCUGCUUUUACCUAUUUCUACAUAAAAAGUGGCAUAGUGUCAACUACUGGAAACAGUGCUCCAUUUGAUGCUGACACUGAUGGAAUGACUAGGACUGAAGCAGUCAAUGCAGUAUUUAUCCAGAAAGCUUCUACUGCUCGGAGAGCAUAUGCAACUAUUGCUCAUGUGAAACAUACUGCGGCUGGAUAUGUUCCAGAAGGUGUAUAUGUUCCAUCUUUUAAAGAAGAAGUAAAACUUUUUCAGGCAACCUUGAAUGAAAUUGGUCUGAAUCCCGCUGAUGUCUCUUAUGUUGAAGCUCAUGGUACUGGUACUGCUGUUGGUGAUCCAAUCGAACUUAAUGCAGUGGCUGAAGUAUUUUGUAAAGAUAAAGACAAACCUUUAUAUGUUGGCACCAUCAAAAGCAACAUUGGACAUACAGAAGCUGCUUCAGGUUUGUGUGGAGUUAUAAAAUCUGUCAUAGCCUUUGAAAGUGGAAAAGUUCCGCCGAACAUCAAAUACAGAACUCCAAAUCCUGCUUGUGAAAGUCUAUUAAAUGGACAGUUGCAAGUUGUAACAGAUCCAAUAUUGUUACCCUCUCCUUACAUAAUUGUGAAUUCAUUUGGCUUUGGUGGAUCUCUUGUAAAUAUCAUCCUUAAGCAAAACCCCAUUGUGGAUGUAAACAAAUGUCAACCUUCCGUUCUACCAAAAUUGGCAUUGUAUUCAGCAACUACGGAGGCAGCAGUUUUGUUUUUGUUUCAGUUCUUGAAAGAUAAUCCUGAGUUGCCUGCUGAAUUUUUUGCCUUGCUGCACAAAAUAGCAUAUACACCAACUCUACUGAAGCCAUUUAGAGGCUAUGCACUACUUGAUCACUCAGCAGAGCCUGUCAUUGAAGCAAAACACUCUUUGAGUGACAAACGUGAAAUUUGGUUUGUGAUGACUGGAAUGGGGUGCCAGUGGUCAGGAAUGGGAUUGGAGCUCAUGAAAAUUGAUGUCUUCGCUCAAUCAAUGAUGAGGUCUGCUGAAGUGCUCAAGCCAUAUGGAAUUGACCUGUUGACUAUCUUGAGGAAGGAUAAAAAUUAUUUAGAAGUUGAUAGAAAAAUCACACCAGCAUUUGUUUCAAUCACUGCCAUUCAGAUUGCUUUGAUUGAUCUCCUCAAGUAUAUUGAAAUAAAUCCCGAUGGCAUAGUUGGCCAUAGUACAGGGGAACUUGUGUGUGCUUAUGCAGAUGGAUGCUGUACAGCAGAGCAGACUAUACUCUCUGCAUAUUGGAGAGGUAAAGCUGUAGAAAGUUCAAAACUUGCAUCUGGUGCAAUGGCAGCUGUAGGCCUGACUUGGGAAGACGCAAAGAGGAGGUGUCCAGAGAAUGUUUAUCCUGCUUGCCAUAAUGCUGAUGAUUCAGUAACAAUUAGUGGACUUAAGAAUAAUGUGGAGAGCUUUGUUAAUAAGUUGAAAGAAGAGAAUGUGUUUGCAAAAGUUGUAAAUGCUUAUGGAUAUGCUUUUCACUGUCAACUUGUUUGGCCAGCUGCAGCAAUGCUCAAGUCUGCUCUCAGUGAACUCAUUCCCAAUCCUAAAUCAAGAACUGAACAUUGGGUAAGUUCUAGUUAUCCUGAAGAAGAAAUGGAAAAAGAGGCCUGCCAAAUAGCUGGAGCUGAAUAUUUUGUUCAUAAUUUGAUGUCUCCUGUUCUUUUCAAUGAAGCUGUUAAAAAAAUUCCAUCAAAUGCAAUUACAAUAGAAAUUGGGCCUCAUUUCCUGCUGCAAUCUAUACUUAAGAGAGUCAUUGGUGCAGAUGCUUCAUACAUAGGCCUUAUGAAACGGAAUGAUGAUAACAAUAUAAAGUUUUUAAUGCAGUCACUCGGAAAGCUAUAUGUUGAAGGAUUGGAUCCUAAAAUUGAGAAACUAUACCCUGCAGUAAAAUUCCCUGUUCCUAGGAACAUACCGAUGAUUUCUGAUUUGAUAAAAUGGAAUUACUCUCAGAAAUGGUACAUACCUAAGUGGACUGCAAAAACAAGUGAAUAUUCACAAAGUUUUGACCUUGAAGGAGCAGAUAAUUACUUGAUAGAUCAUUGCAUAAAUGGAAAAUCUCUAUUUCCGGCCACAGGGUAUGUGGUUCUUGCAUGGCAAGCAUUGGCUAGCAAGCUGAAUCGGCCAUUUGCCGAAGUUCCUUUUGUCAUUGAGAACUUUAAAAUACACAGAGCUACUAUAUUGAACCAAUCAAAAAAAGUAACAUUUCGUGUAACGAUAUUGGAAGCGUCUGGAGACUUUGAAAUAAUUGAAGGGAAUUCCAUCGUUUCAAGUGGUAAAAUUUACCAGCCAAAAAGUAUUUCCUUCGACGAUCCGGAACCUCUUUUUAAGUGCAGAGAUUUUGCUUCCUUGAUAUCUGGAGAAGAUGUAUAUAAUGAACUAAAAAUAUAUGGAUAUCAGUAUGGACCUUGUUUCAGAGAGCUUGUGGAAAUGAAUAUUGAUGCAACUGAAGGUCUUGUAUCUUGGAAUGAACGAUGGAUUCCUUUUCUUGAUGCACUUCUUUUAUUUUUUGGGCUUGUCAACGAAAGCAGAUUCUUUCCAUUGCCAACCGGAGCUUUAUCUUUCAAAAUUGAUCCAAAAGUUUUGAGGGAACAUUUAACAAAUCCUAAAGACUCAGAUGUCAGAGGAUUUCCAGUCAAUUUCAAUCAAUUCAGUAAAAGAUGCCGCUCUUCAGGCAUUGAAAUUACAGAGUUGAAUGUAGAUCCUGCUCCUCAACAUUCAUCUUCUGAAAAUUUACCAACUUUUGAAAAAUAUACAUUUAUUCCAUACAUAAAUCCCCCCACAUUUUACUGUUUACAGGAUAAACAGUUACAAUACAUGAAUAUCUGCAACUCUAUUAUGAAAAAAAUAGCAAACAUAACAGGCAAAAAGGUGCAAUUGCCUCAAACUUUUUUCGAUAAAGAAAGUGAUGUUGAUGAGAAUGAGCUAGCAACAGAACAAAGUUUGUUACAUACUCUUCGCCAAGUUUCAAAGUUAAAUUUUCAAAAUAGUCCAAUGAAGAAUUUGAAAGAACUAUUCUAUCGAUACGUGAAAAAUCUUGGAUGUGAUCCGUUGAAUUAUGUUUUAUUAAAUGAUGAGUGUCUCAGAGUUAUUUUUGAUAUAAUUUCAGAAAAUAGCAUAAAAAAGCUCAAUAUUUUAGAAAUACAUGAAGGCUUUUCACCAGUUUUGCCUCAUCUUUCUGAAUCAGUUCAGAAGUAUUUAGAUUUAAAAUUUAAAAAUAAAACAUUAGUGUCUUCUGAUGAAAGUAUAGGAGAAAAACUUGAACCUUAUGACAUAAAAGUGAAGCCAUUUUCAGACCUCAUUUCUAUUGCUGAAGAUAAAAACCAAAAUAUUGUGAUUAGCUCAUUCUUUUGUGGUUCUGUAACCGAUCUGCGGAAUCAGCUGAAAUUGUUGGUUUCUUUAAUUGAUGAAGAUGGAUUUAUUAUAAUGUUCGUCAAGAACCAACUAUUAGCUGCUGAGUCUUUCUUGUGUUCACUUUGCAAUGAAGACAUUCCAGUUCAACCAGCAUCAACGGUUGAAAAUAUUUUUACGCUGGAAGAUUUAGUUGUUAUCAGUAAAAUUGCAGAUACUCUUGGCUGUUCUUUAUAUUUGUUACGUCCAUCAGUUUCACCAAAGUCGAGUAAAGUAAUCCAUGUUUUAGAAGAUAAUAAAAAUCAAUGGCUUAGUGAGUUACAGUCUGCUCUGCAGGAUAAAACAUAUGACAGGGUAUGGCUGGUCUCUGAAGAUUUUCCAGAUAAUGGAAUCAUUGGAAUGGCUAAGUGUUUAAGGCAAGAACCAAAUGGUGACAAAAUUAGGUGUCUCUUCAGAACUGAUCCAAUUUCUAAAACAAAAUUACCUGCAUUUAGCUUAGAAGAACCAUUCUACAAUGAAAUUUUAAAGAAAAAUUUGUUGAUGAAUGUUUGGAAAGACAAUUGCUGGGGUUCUUUCAGGCAUAUCAAAAUAAAUAAAGACAAACACAUGCGAAAAGUUGACCACAGUUUUAUUAACUGUACCAAAUAUGGAGACUUGUCUUCCUUCCAAUGGAUAGAAUCUGCUGUGAAAUAUAUCUCACCUCCUGAGUCUUCUUUGGUACACAUAUACUAUUCUGCUAUCAAUUUUAAGGAUGUUAUGUUAGCCACUGGAAAACUAUCAAUUGGAACUUCUAAAGAUGUUUUGGAAGAUGAUGAAUGUGUUUUGGGUUUUGAACUGUCUGGGCGAAACUCUUCUGGCAAAAGAGUUGCUGGAAUUUGUGGCUCCAGAGGCAUGGCUACAGCAACUACUCUUCAUCCUUUGCUAACUUUUGAAAUUCCUGAUCAGUGGACAUUGGAGGAAGCAGCAACUGUACCAGUUGUUUAUGCUACUUGCUUUUAUGCCUUGUUUAUCCGGGCCAAACUUCAACCCAGAGAAAGUAUCUUAAUCCACUCAGGAACUGGUGGUAUUGGCUUAGCUGCUAUCAACAUUGCAUUAAGUUUGAAUUGUGAAAUUUUUGUUACUGUGGGUAAUGAACAAAAGAAAAAUUAUCUCCAACAAAUGUUUCCUCAAAUAAAGUCGCAAAACAUUGGCUGCUCUAGGAAUACAUCAUUUAAGGAUUUGAUCAUGCAAAAUACCAAAGGAAAAGGUGUGAAUGUUGUUUUGAAUUCUCUUGCUGAUGAAAAAUUCCAAGCAAGUAUCCAGUGUGUUGCUAAGCAUGGCAGAUUUAUUGAGAUUGGGAAAUAUGACUUGGCAUUGGAUCAUUCUCUUGGUCUUAAACGCUUUUUAAAAAAUAUUUCAUUUCAUGGAGUCUUUUUGGAUCAGUUGUUGGACAAUGAAGAGUCCUCACAAAAUAUAUUGCGUCAAAUUUCACAAUUAAUCAAAGAAGGAAUAAGAAAUGGUGUGGUAAAGCCUUUAAAAAGAACUGUUUUUGAGAAGGAUGAAGUUGAAGCUGCAUUCAGAUACAUGGCUAGUGGAACACAUAUUGGUAAAGUUCUUUUGAAGAUUCGUAAUGAAGAACCAGAAAAAAAUUCUGUACCCCAGAUCUUGAAACUACCAGCCAUCCCAAUGACAUACUUUUACUCUCAUAAAGUUUACAUUAUAAUUGGUGGCCUUGGCGGAUUUGGUGUAGAGCUAACUAAGUGGCUUACAAGGAGAGGAGCAAGAAAUAUCGUACUAACAUCAAGGUACGGAGCAAGAACACCUUAUCAUAACUUGUGCCUCAAACGAUGGAAGAGUGAAGGCUUCAAUGUAUCUGUCUUUACUUUGAAUGCAUCUAUAAAAGAUGAAGCUAAAAUGUUGCUGCAAGAAGCUUCAAAAAUAGGGCCAGUUGGUGGAAUUUUUAAUUCGGCUGUGGUCUUGAAAGAUGCUUUCCUAGAGAAUCAGACAGCAGACAACUUUAAAGAAGUAUGUUUACCAAAGGCAGUGGCAACCCGAAAUUUAGAUGAGUUGUCCCGGCAUAUGUGUCCUUCUCUUGACUAUUUUAUUUGUUUUUCAUCAAUAAGCUGUGGGAAAGGUAAUGCUGGUCAAACAAACUAUGGUUAUGCAAAUUCAGUUAUGGAAAGAGUUUGCGAACAGAGGAGAGCCGCAGGAUUACACGGGUUAGCGGUUCAAUGGGGCAUUAUUGGAGAUGUAGGUGUUGUGCAUAGGCAUAUGGGAGAAGAUGCCAGGAUUGCAGGUGUAUGUGCUCAAAGUGUGAAGUCUUGUUUAAAUACACUGGACACCUUUUGCCAACUGGAAAACCCUGUAUUGAGUAGCUAUGUUAUAGCUGAUUCGUCGAAAAAAAAGGAUGGUCAAGUAGAUACCUUGCAUCAGUUAGCUAAAAUAUUUGGCUUGAGUGAUCCUUCUGAAUUUAACCCUUAUCGCAGUUUUGGAGAAAUGGGACUUGAUUCUAUGAUCGGAAUUGAAGUGAAACACCUGCUGGAAACCACAUAUGAUAUUUCUCUGACAAUGCAAGAAAUUCAAGACCUCAAAAUUAAUGAUGUGAAAGUGAUCAUUGAAAAAGCCGAAAGCGAGAGUGCUAACAAAAAUGAAAGAGCAUCGGCUUUACUAACAACUUCGACCAUCAAGUUGCCUGAAUUUAUUUGUUGCGAUCACCCAGUUGUCCCUCUUAAUACGUCCUCUAAUGGAACUCCAGUAUUUAUUGUCAAUAUUGAUGAUGCACCUAUUUCAAAUUUGUCUCAAUUGGGAAAAGUUCUCACAAUACCAGCUUUUGCAUUAGUUUGGUGUAAAGACAGUCCAACCAACAACUUGGAAACUUUAGCUGCAUGGUAUUUAAAAGAAAUUAGAAAGGUGACUGAUCAACCAAUUCAUCUUAUUGGAUACUUAAAUUUAAGUGGAUGUCUUGCAUUUGAAAUGUUUCUUCAAGAUGAGAAAAACAUUGAUAGCUUGACUCUUCUCACCGGGUCAACGCACAUCAUAAGUAUCAUAAAUAAAGACUUUGAUCUCAGUGCAACAGAAAGUGAUAUUCUUCUUGAUUAUGUUCAAUCACUUAUACCAGGACAGGCAACAAAGCUCCAAAAUGAUCUUACAAAGGCAGCAAAUUUUGAUCAAAAAGUUAGAGUUAUCAUGAAUGCAUUAGCAAUGUCUUGCCCUCAAACCGUAAACAAAGCCCAGCUAAAUGAUGCUAUUCGGUCUUAUGUGAAGAAAAUUAGUUUGAUUAGAAAAUAUUAUCCAAAAACCAAACUUCAUAAAAAUAUAUCUUUAAUUGAAGAUUCAUCACUAAUUCUUGCAAAUGAUGUUACUGAAGUAAAAAGGAUAUUAUCAAAAGUUUCUGUUGGUGAAGUUGUGAUUCAUCGAAUAUCUGACUGCGUUUUAUCAGCCAGCAACAUUAAUAAAAUUGCAUCUGUUUUGAAUAAAAGUUUUUAAUUUAGUAUUUCAAAGAACGUAAUCUCUUAAAGAAGUAUUCAUGCAUCUCUUAUUUUAAUAAAUAUAUUUUUUCAUUCUUA